UCUCCUCUUUUCCCGCACCCAACCUGCACGCCAGCCCCAACGCGUGUUAGUUUCCAAUGCUUGGAUAGGGUGAACCAAGCAGGGAACGAGCAGACGGCGCGACGCACGGUUGUCCGAGCCCCCAACGUGGCAGAGAAAAACCAAGCCCAGUUGAUUGUUCAUAAACAAUAACUACACUCUAAAGAGGCUUCGGGAUAUCAUCAGACUAGCAUCUUCUACAGGAAACAAUAUCUUCAUACACUCGUCUUCAGUUCAACUGGAUGUUGAGGACUCAAAUAUUGUGUGUUUGAGCUACUUUAUACCGUUAGAGAUAGUGGAUCUCUCUUUCCUGUUUUGCCAGGAUCACACAGUUGUCACGUUCUUCUCAUGCUGACUGAAUGGAUAACAUGCAGGACGGGGUUCAGAUCGGAGACAACAAGUUCAUCAGCAAGGCAACAGUCCUCUCCCACCUCAAAACCUAUAACCUUUAUUAUGAAGGGCAGAACCUCCAGUUGAGACACAGAGAAGAAGAAGGUGAGCUGAUAGUGGAAGGUUUGCUGAAUAUCUCCUGGGGCCUGCGUCGACCUAUCAGAUUGCAGAUGCAAGAUGAUCACGAGCGAAUCAGACCUCCUCCCUCCUCUACAUCCUGGCACUCCGGCUGUGCUCUGGAUAAUCAGAGCAAAGAUAGUACCCAACAAACCCUGCCUACCAUAGAAGUGACAGAGCAGGAGAGCCAAUCAGAAGACAGCAUUGUGAAGGAGGACGAGGAAGAAGAGGAAUAUGAGAGCUCCGCCCAGCUGCUGAGGACAAAAAGCGAUGCCGGCGUUCUAAGGCGGGGCCAGCGGCGGUCGCCUAGUGACCAGAGAAGGAUAAGACGGCACCGCUUUUCCAUCAAUGGACACUUCUACAAUCACAAGACUGCUGUCUUCACUCCAGCUUAUGGUUCUGUGACUAACGUGCGGAUCAACAGUUGUAUGACCACGCCCCAGGUGCUGCGAGUGCUACUUAACAAGUUCAAGAUUGAGAACAGCCCAGAUGACUUUGCACUGUAUCUUGUACACACAAGUGGGGAGCGUGUGCAGCUGAAGCGCAGUGAUUACCCCCUGGUGAUGCGUGUUCUUCAGGGUCCGUGUGAACAGGUCAGCAGAAUCUUCCUGAUGGAGCAGGACCUGGGAGAAGAAGUCACCUAUGAUGUGGCACAGUAUAUUAAGUUUGAGAUGCCAGUGCUGCAGAGCUUCAUCACUAAGCUGAAGGAAGAAGAAGACCGUGAGGUCCAGAAACUUAGGACCAGGUACACAUAUCUGCGGUGUAUCAUUGAGAAGCAGCUGCGUUGUCUUCCUGAAGAAACUACCUGUAUGUGACUUAAUGUAGGGAGUGACCCCUAGAUCUUCCCAAAACCUCUCCGACAUCCUUAUCUUCCAUCCUCCGUCCAGACUCUGGUCCAAGCACUAAACGGGAGUGACCGAGAACCACCCGAAGGAGAGGCUUUCAGGGACAUUGUCGUUGUUUGAGCUGGGUUGGGUGGUACUUUCCUCAGUUGAGGUUGGGCUCAUUUUAAAACAUUGUGCCAGCUCUUUCUGCUCAUGCCACGAACAGUAAUUAUGUCCUUGCAAUCCCAGUCCCUCUGACAUACCCGCAACUCUGUCGCUCUGUCCUCAUAUUAACUGUACCAUGUCAGCAAUAAUAAUGGUUUAGAAUUAAGGUCUUAUUAAUGAAACUAAGUCUGGCACUUUUCAUAUGGAUCCAUGUGGAGCACUGAGCCUGCCACAUCAUAUACAUGUCUUAAAAACCCCACUAAGAAUGCACAAUACUUUUUAAGCGCAUCUGUCCCUCUAUGUUGGCCUACUCAUCGUUUUUAGUUCUAUGGAGUAAGAAGGAACUCUCUGUCUCUGUAAACAUUUUCUGAUUUUAUUUUUGACCAUUCAGUGUCACCUUGUACUCCACCUCUCUCCUGACCAGAACCUGCCUUAGAUACACGGUGAUAUUCCACUAUAGAUGCCAACCAGCCAGUCAGUGAGGGGGUUGAAUGACUCCUGUCCUGGGACAGUGGAUGUGAUGCUGAAACAUGGCAGUGUGACUACAGAGACGUAUAUUGUAAUGUCAUUUCAUGAUUGUUGCCACGGUUGAUUAAAAAAAACGUCCCUUAACCUGUUCAAGUGGAAUGUGAAAAACGUGAGGAUUUCUAUUUCCUGUGUGUUGUUAUAAUCCAGGGAUAUUCCAGGCUUUUAAUCACGUGAUGUGAGAUGACCUGGAGGCUAAAGCACAAGAGAUGACCAGAGCUCCUUUAGAUUGUGAAUUAUGUAGAUGAAGGAUCAACUAGAGUGGCUCAAAUGAGGAAUGUUUUGUGUGUGCAUGAGUUUGUGCGUCCACGUGUGUGCGUGCGCCUGAAUACCUUAUUUUGAGAUCUUGGUACCACAAUUUUAUAACAUAUAUCUUCUCUCCACUUUUAAAACAUUGCUGUAUAUUGUCUGCGCGUGUGUGCAUGGUUCCUGCAGGUGUGCUUUUCAGUUUCUACAUCUCUUUCAGUACUGACACAUUGACUUGAUACUAUUAUAGUUGUAAUGUUUCAUUGUUAUAUUAUGACUGAGUGCUUUUUGUUGGUGUGGGAAAACUCUUCAGACAUGCCACUAUUUGGAUACAUUUUUUUAUAACAGUGACUAUUAUUUAAUAAAUACCUUGAAGAAUAUGUGGUCUGUACUAAUAUCUUGAAGGAAAUGUGGUCUGUAAAUCUUUUUGGUUCUGUAGGUAGCCAGUUCAUCUUUGUAGUGUAAUACAUCAGUGUGUAACCAGAUUUCUUGGUUGUAUAAUACUUUAAAUCAAAGUGGUGUGAUAUAACUCAGGAGUAUUUCUGUCUUUAGUUUUGGUGUGCUAAGAAGCUUACAGUAACUGCCGGCUGAAUCAUCCUCUAACACUCACAGGUCAUCUCUGGCUAGGUGUACAGCUACUGUAAAAGGUGCAGGUGUUACUGUCUGUACUAUGUUGGUGGGGCGGGGCUUAUUUACAGUGUUAGUAAGGAUGGAUGUCACUGUUUUUCCCAUUCAGCCAAUGAGGAAGUCAGAGAAAAAUCCCUUCUACCUGUCUGAGACCAUCAACGUCACAGGACUCACAUAAAAAGAGCAGACAAAGUGACAACAGAGGAAGACAAAAAAAUCCACAAACCCGUCUUGGAAUUUCUGCACAUCUUGGUCAACUUCUACAGGGAAUGAUUAUGGUUGGCUGUAGUUCACUUUUCCUCAACCUGGGAACCUGCCUGUUGCUUCUAUCAACGCUGUGCCCAGCGUCCGCGGCUCGUCGUGGUGGGAGCUUCGGCCGUGGUGGGGGGUGGGGAGGUAGUAGCCGUGGAGGAGUUGGGGGUUACCCUCGUCAAGGGGGAGGCACGGGAUACCGACCGGUGCCUUCCUCAAGUGGACAGGCAUACCGACCGAUGCCUGCCCAAAGCGGAGGCUCCAGUGUCGGGAAGAUGGCCGGAGCUGCUGCUGCUGGGGCCCUGGGGGGAGCAGUGCUGGGCAGUGCCCUGAGUCGCCCUGGCUAUGGAGGAGGGUAUGGGAUGUAUGGAGGUGGCUACGGAGGGUAUGGGGGAGGGUAUGGGGGAGGAUAUGGGGGAGGAUAUGGGGGAGGAUAUGGGGGGUACCCCAGAGCUGGAGGUUAUGGCCCCAGGCCUGUUGGCUAUGAAGGACCAGAAGGCUCUGGGGAUAUGGAGUAUUACUACGGAGCGUCCAGCGGACCCAUCUACAACAGCAUCAUUGUCAUCAUCGGGUCUCUGAUGUCAUUGGUGAUGGGGAACAUGCUGGGAGUGAUGUAGAGCCGGAGUGAAGAAAGAAGGGGGAAGGAGGUGGUCCUGAUGGAUCCCUCUAGACCCAGAUCAGUAGUGUGCAGCACUACUCUUGUGACCCAAACCCAUCUAGACUGACCCUGAUCCAGACCAAGGCCUUUGGAAUUGAGUCCCAAACCAAGGCUGCAUCGGCAUCCAGAUCCCUGUUUGCAUUUCCAUCCGUUCCAUCUGUGACUAACAGGUGUAGUGGAGCAUAUUUACUUCCUAAAAAUAUGUUCAAGUGGAUUUCUUUUGUCAACAAACUGUUUGCACUUUUCAUGACAAACACAACAUAAAAUAUCUGAUCUGAUAGUUUACAUUCCAGCUGCGCACUCACUACCUCUGUAAAGCCGUAGUAAAUGGUUAUUUACUUUAACUUUACAAUGAUUAUCAACAGUAUUGUAUUGCCAUGGAUCUGUAGGCAACACUGGAAAUAGUCAUUAUAACUCAAUUUACUGAAUUCCACCCUUGGUACAACAGUUACUGACAGCUUUAGUGUUUAUUUGUAAAUUCUGUAAAUGUGUAUAAAUUAUAUUUUGUGUCCAUUAUUUUUCUUACUUUAUUGAACAAUAUGUGUGUUUGUAAAGUGCAGUGCAUGAAUCUUAGUGUAUAAUAAAAUAACUAGUUCCAGUA
Esox lucius (northern pike) is the source of this 4423-nucleotide messenger RNA. It is a transcript of the gene rassf2a, whose product is annotated as Ras association domain family member 2a. The coding region runs from base 378 to 1340 and encodes 320 amino acids. Gene Ontology annotation, biological process: positive regulation of JNK cascade; regulation of non-canonical NF-kappaB signal transduction; positive regulation of protein kinase activity. The record is from RefSeq and is a predicted model, not a curated record. NCBI's taxonomy places the organism in Eukaryota, Metazoa, Chordata, Actinopteri, Esociformes, Esocidae. The transcript is spliced from 12 exons. Gene Ontology annotation, cellular component: cytoplasm; nucleus.